Punica granatum (pomegranate) is the source of this 1347-nucleotide messenger RNA. The record is from RefSeq and is a predicted model, not a curated record. NCBI's taxonomy places the organism in Eukaryota, Viridiplantae, Streptophyta, Magnoliopsida, Myrtales, Lythraceae.
UAUUACACGCCUCUUCUCUCUUGAAAGUAGAGAGAGAUUGAGAGAGAACGGAGACGUGACCCGGCGGUGCAACUGAGUUGACUCGCUCACUCCCUCGCCAUGGCUUCCAAGCUCUGCGACUCCUGCAAAUCGGCGACAGCUGCGCUGUUCUGCCGGGCGGACUCCGCCUUCCUCUGCUUCAGCUGUGACGGGAGGAUCCACGCCGCCAACAAGCUCGCCUCCCGCCACGCUCGCGUGGUCGUCUGCGAGGUCUGCGAGCAGUCCCCCGCCCACGUCACCUGCAAGGCCGACGCCGCCUCCCUCUGCCUCUCCUGCGACCGCGACAUCCACUCCGCCAACCCCGUCGCCCAGAAGCACGACCGCUUGCCCGUCACGCCCUUCUACGACUCGGUACGACGACCUUUUACGGAUAUACACAUCGACGAUCAGUCAGGAGCCCCCGGGUGCCGUCUCGGCUUCCUCCUAAAGGGAGAGGACGAUGUCGUCAGCAGGGAGGAGGAGGAGGAGGCGGCAUCGUGGCUGCUGCCCAACCCAAAGGCUGGGGACGAGAGCCCCGGCGUGAACUCAGCUCAGUACCUGUUCGGAGAGGUGGAUCCGUUCCUCGAUGUGGAUUAUGGAUCGGGCGACCCGAAGUUUGAGAUGGGGGAGAGCAACUGCUCCGGAUCUGAUGGAGUCGUGCCUGUCCAGAGAGGUGGCGUCGAAAGCGUUCAUGGCCAGGGUUUCGUGAACGAGGGUGGCUUCGAUCUCGAAUUCACCAAUGUCGCGGCUAAGGGAUCGCAUCAUGGUGGCGACGUAGCUCAUUGCUUGAGCCAUAGUGUGUCAUCCUCGUCUCUAGAUGUGGGAGUGGUGCCCGAUGGGAGCACACUGACUGACAUCUCCAACCCAUACAAAGGUCCCAUGAGUGCCGGGUUCGAUUCAUCCACCAGUCGACCAGUGCAACUGUCUCCGGCCGAUCGAGAGGUAAGGGUUUUGAGAUACAGGGAGAAGAGGAAGAACAGAAAGUUCGAGAAGACCAUCCGAUACGCCUCUCGGAAGGCGUACGCCGAGACGAGGCCACGCAUAAAAGGAAGGUUUGCUAAGCGGACGGAAGUCGAGGCCGAGUCAGAGCGAGUCUUCGGGUUUGGAGUGGUUCCUUCGUUUUGAUAUCACCUUGAGGCAACGGAGAAUAAGGUCACAAAUUUUGCGGGCCUCACGUAAUUCGUGAUUUGUACAUAUAGUAGGGAAUGACGUGCAGAAGUCCGCUGUACUUUUAUCGAUCAAUCGUGCUCGACGAUGUAAUAUACUUCGAGUCUUUAAUAACGAGGCACUGCAAACUUCAUAAAAUCAUUCUUCCAUGUUUCUGAACUA